This is a messenger RNA of Drosophila suzukii, 798 nucleotides long. RefSeq lists its product as uncharacterized. NCBI's taxonomy places the organism in Eukaryota, Metazoa, Arthropoda, Insecta, Diptera, Drosophilidae. The record is from RefSeq and is a predicted model, not a curated record.
AUGAAGUUCAUUUAUUGUGCCCUCGCCCUCCUCUUAACAAGUCAAACUUUUGCCCAAUUGCAAAGUGAGCAGCCGUUAGCAGUGCUGAAAGCGAGCGGAGAUGAUCCAAAAACUCCACUGAUUGUACUUUCGAACCCCCUAGCUAAGCCAAAAGUUGGAGAGUCAAUUAAAUCGGAACAAGAAAUUGAACCCACUCUAAUACAAGAUGCGGCAACCGCAAUUCCACUUGUGACGGACACAACUGAUUCCACAGAAAGGCCACCUAAAAAAACAGAACCUCUUCAGAAGCAGAAACCAGCUUUUAGUUAUGGACAAAAGCAGAAGCAUCCAAUGCAGGACUUACUGCUGAUGCCGGGAAUGUGGGAGAGUUCGCCCGCAAUGGCCCAUGGACCAAUGGAUACAGUGGCUACUCAACCUGUUUUCUAUCCCCUUCCAGUCUAUAUCCCAUAUCCCAUUCCCUUUAUGCUAAACCAACAGAUGCGUCUGAUGAGCAGACUGGGCUUCAAUGAGAUGAUGACUGUGAAUCUACUUGGAAGCUCCCUCCAACAAGACAACGGAUCUGAAUGGCACAAGAUAAUGAAGAAUCAAAUGAAGCCAGCCAACCAAGAUGGCCCAAAAAAGUGGAGGGGAAAAUGGCGAAAGACAGCGACAAGUACAACUACUUCAACAACUAAAGCACCAAUAACAAGUCUUACUGAGCCAACCAGAUUACUAUUGAACAGCAGUAACCCAAGUGGCAUUGAAGUAACAACCAUCGAAACCACUGCCGACAAUGAGGCCACGGAAGCAGCAAGCUAA